Messenger RNA from Ochlerotatus camptorhynchus, 4843 nucleotides. Its product is annotated as alsin homolog. The transcript is spliced from 7 exons. Gene Ontology annotation, cellular component: cytoplasm; intracellular membrane-bounded organelle. The coding region runs from base 290 to 4492 and encodes 1400 amino acids. The record is from RefSeq and is a predicted model, not a curated record. NCBI's taxonomy places the organism in Eukaryota, Metazoa, Arthropoda, Insecta, Diptera, Culicidae. Gene Ontology annotation, molecular function: guanyl-nucleotide exchange factor activity; small GTPase binding. Gene Ontology annotation, biological process: regulation of GTPase activity; endosomal transport.
UUCCGUUCCCAUUCUUAUCACAUUGCAAAAUCAGUGGAUCAGUGGAUUAGUAUCGUGAUAAUUUUAGGUAGCCUGAUUUCGCUUUGUAGGUGAUAACGUAGUGAAAGGUGUCGUUUUUCUUCGUUUGCCUGUGAAUCGGAUACGAAAUUUGUUGGCCACAAAAAUUAGGUCUUCGGUCUGGAGUGUAUCGUAAACAAAGGAUCCGCACAGCAGCAGCUGAUCUCUAACUUGAUCGCGGAACAAGAACGGGUGAACAAUGAAUCAGUAGUGGAAGGGGAAGGAAUCAAAUAUGUCUGCAGGAAUUUCCGUCUACAGUGAACUGAGUGACGCAAGUCGACUGUCGGUGUUGGUCAGUGGAGAUCUGGAACAUCCGCUCACAUAUGGAAUCAAGUUAAAGGGUUGCGGAGAGUACUACCUGCUGCUGACGGUGGAUGGAAAACUGUUUCUUGGGGAGCACCGACUCCGGGACAAGGCAAUUGAAUUCCGGUUUCUGAGAGAUGAUGUUGCUGAUUUCGAUACGGAAGGGAAUUGGGUUUACUUGGUGAGCAAGUUGGAAGGGAAAGUGUACCAGGGAAAGAAUGGUUCGUUCGAGCUAUGGAGCCAGCUGUUCGAAGAUAGUGAGAUAAGGUUCGAGAAAAUUUGCUGCAAUAACAAUGGACUGCUCGUGACUAGUUCGAGCGGAGAUGAGUUGUACGCUCAGGGGGAUUUUGGAAGUUUGCUGAAUUAUGAGGAGCUGGCUCCUGUGAAAGAGAUCACUUCGGAAAAUGUGGUUCAGAUUACCGCCGGGAUCGAUUUUGUUAUAUUGUCUAGUAGGAAAACGGCAAAAGUGAUAGUCGACGUCAAGAAGGAUCCAUUUUAUGAUCGCUACUGUUUGCAAGAAGACGGACGAUAUACGGAUUGGAAAAAUAUCUAUAGGGAUUUGAACGUUAGCUUCGAGCGGACUCCGGUUGACAGUGAUAUCAUUAAUAAUGUGAAUGUGGACUCGGUCACCGUUUAUGGACAAAUGAUACACGAAACUGGAGUCGCCAGCUUUGGAAAGGUCAACAAAGGUCAACUCGGUACCGGCGAUCACAUCCGGAGGGACAAAAUCGUCCACCUGAAGCUGUUCAAUGUUUCGAAGAUUGCCACCUGCUGUGACUACUCAUCGGCCCUGACGCUCGAUGGCAAUUUGUUCCUCUGGGGUGACACCCACAAGAAUCAAGCUUCCCUGGACAGCAGCCUCUCGUUGAGCAGUGCCAGCACUCCCACUUUGUUCAACCGGUUCCUGCACAUUCUGGACGUAGCUUGCGGGAACUACCAGACCUACAUUGUGACAAACGAUUUGCGAAUUCAUGACGUACGAAUGGACGAAGAAAGCUUAAAUUACGAAUGUGCAGAUAGAAAGCAACAGCUAGAAAUACCCAACUGGAUUGCCCCGGACGAAUUGCCUCUGAUAUUGGCAACCGAUAGUCUUAUCAUCGUGAAUCACCUCCCGCUGAACAAAGAACUGAUACGAGUCUAUACCAAGGAGCAAACAACGACUCAAAAAUUGCUGAAACAUUUCAAAGAAUACGACAUCACUCGAAUAUUGAGGAACCCCUCGAAUAUCCUAGCACCGCACUUCUUCUACCGUUCCUGCACGAGACUAUUCUAUCUUUUACUGCUUAAUUUGAAAUCUCUGUACAAAUGUGCUCUGGAUAACGAUCUCACCAAAAUUGUAUCGCUACUGAUGCACGAAGAGGUACAUUUCCUGUACAGGCAGAUCGUAAAAUGCUACUGCGAUAGCGACUGCCUCGGACUGAUGCACGAGUCGGAACAGAAGCUGCUCCAAAUCUACCUAGAUAACGUUAAAAAUUUCAUCGAACUGAUCGAAGUUCUAGUCAAUGCAAACAAAUCGCUCAGUGAGGAGGUGGAAAAUCGACUGCUCAACAUCAAAAGCGAGUGGCUCAGAUUCCUGAACGAAGAGGUUAGUGAAGAAAUGGGCAAGUUUACCAAAACAACCAAAGAAUUUUGGCUGAACGAGGAAAACUUCCGAUGGUACGCCCUCAGGGAAUGCCACCGGAGGGUGAUACUGGAUUCGACAGAUGUGCCAUUGAAACUGCUGGAGGUGAACAUAUUCUCUUCGUCUCCGCGGAUCGUCCUGUUUUCCGACGUUCUGUGCUAUCUUUCCGGGAUGCAACUCGUCGAGUACCCGCUGGAGCUGAUUUGGAUCUCGGCGGAGAUCAAAGAAACGCUGAAAAACAAGCAUCGGGAUAAACUGCGCUUCAUGAUAAACAUAAUUGCUCCGGAGGAAAGUUUACGUUGCUAUACGAUGAAUUCGGCGGACAAGGGGGUUUGGCUGAAUACGCUCAAGGCACACGUGAUGCGAAACCUGAAGAAGGAACCGUCGGCAAAGCAACCGAUGUAUCGAUACAGCUCGUAUCGGUUCACUGAGAAACAUGCCAAGUACGGUGGAAUGGAGUACAACGGAAUUUGGAAGGUCGGGCAGAUCGAUGGCAUUGGGGAACUGAAGGGAAAGGAACGAUCGUACAAAGGAGAAUUUUACCAUGGGGACAUUACCGGUUACGGUUGCAUGAAUCGAACGCUUUACGGAAUCGGAACGGUGUAUGAAGGCGACUUCUACGACGGUAAGUACAACGGCUUCGGGAAGCUCAAAUCCUCCAACACAAGCGCAUCGCAGUACUUCAAAUAUCAUGGAUACUUCAAGGACGACAGGUACAGCGGCUACGGUACCUUGAUAACCAGUGCAUAUCAGUACAAUGGCAACUUUGUCAAUGAUCUCAAGGAAGGUUUCGGGGUGAUCGAGGAUAGUCUGAAUGGGGUAAAGUACAUUGGGAUGUUUGCCAACGAUAAAAAGUAUGGCAACGGGAUUCUGAUAACGACCAACGGGACUUACUAUGCGGGACUGUUCGCCAACGAUGUACUGUCCAACUCCGCUGGCGGAUUGGCAAUUUUUCCGAGUGGAAUCUAUUAUAAGGGCGAACUGACGAUCGACGGUCCGAAUGGGAAGGGCGUUUUCUACUAUCCGGAGAGGGAGAUUGAAUCGGAGUCGUUCGAACUGGACGAUACCAAUACAAAGAUGAGUGGACAUACAAUGACGGGAACGUUCGCCGGCACGUGGGAUAAUGUUAGAAUAUCCAAUGGGAGCAUGGCCAUGAAUCAACGGUUCAACAAGGUGCCGAUGUUGGAUCUAAAAAUCAACGCCGAGCGGAAAUGGGCUUCCAUCUUUACCUGCUUCCAUCAGUCGGUGUUUGACACUAGUGAUAUUAGUAAAAUGCGUUCCAUGGACGUCAAGAGAAUUUGGAACAAAAUAGCCAUUUAUAUUACCCGGGCAAAACGGAAAGAGCAAAUAAAGACGAAUAAUUUCGAAACGAAACUGGUUGAAUUCGAUGACCAAUCGGCAGCACAAAUCUGCCAGAAUGGUUUCCGGUUAACCAAUCUUUCUGCUACUUCAUUGAGGUCGAGCAUUUCUGAUUCCAAACUUUCGCUCAAUGCUAACGGAACGGCUAAUGGAACAGCCGACUCCCUGGCAGCAUUGGACAACAUCUCCAUGCGAAGUUUUUCAUCGAUUGUAUCCAGGGAAUACGAUGACGAUUUCAUGUUAAAUCCAUCCGGCGGUCAGAGUCGAACUUCACCGUUUCGUGAUCUGGAAAUCAUUCCGGACUUCUGUAUCUCCUCAGUCGACAAGCAAGGCCUGGAGCUGCUUCGGGACUACCUCAGCGAAGCCUUCCGUAACCAGUAUCAUCCGUUGCAUCAACUGUUUGAAAAGCUGUCGAACUGUUUCUACUCAACCUACAGCUGCUGGAAGUUUACGCCGAAUUCGAUCCUCUGCGAGCCGGCCAUGAACGAGUGGAUCUCGGUUGUAAGCCGGAUCUAUACCCUCGUGAUUACGGUAAUGUUUCCAGCGCUGCCGAAGGAUUCCACCAUCGUAGAUGGGGAACUACUAUCAUAUCAAACUCUACUGUAUCCAAUUUUAAUGACUCAGGGAAUCUAUUCGGCAUUGUUCGUACUGUAUGCGAGUAAAUGUAGUAAAAACGACGAAAUCUACCGUCAAAGGAUAUUGAUCUGCGAAAAGAAGACGGAUGAGAAUCUGAUUCAACUCUUGGAUAUUGAUAGGGUCCUCAUUCCGAUCAUUCAAAGUUCGCGCUACCAGGAAGCAAUAGAGAGUUUGAACCGCUUCAAGGAAAAGUGCUGUCCAAGCGAAAUGAUGAAACAUAUCAACGAGGCUUUCGAACUGGUCAAUGCUGCUAGUAAAGAAUAUGAUACCACCUUCCACAUAGCCGCCGACAGUCUGCUGGAACUAGUCAUCCUGCUCAUCAUCAAGGCCAACAUACCUCAGCUGGGGGCGGAAAUAAGCCUGCUGGAAGACCUGAUGCAGAACGACGCAUCCGCCGGCGAUUACCACAGCAGCACCCAGAACGACUACUGUCUUACCACUUUGAAGGCUUCCUACCAGCAUAUCAUUAGCGAUAACUUCUUUGUCAACAAAAUCUUCGACGGUGAGAGUUCUUAGAAAUGGCGACGCUUAGGCAGGUCAACGUCAGCUCUGUGAUCUGAGAAUCAUUCCCCGGAUGGUAGUGAAUUUUCAGUUUUGUGCUUGCUCAUUUUUUUAAGUCGACAGUUAGUUUUAUCCGAGGAAAUCCAAAAGCAAUCACGGUUUAGAAAAAUAUGUAGUGCUUCUUGGAAUAUAUAAUUGUUUUGUCAGUGCAGCAUUAAGCAAUAUAGUUAGGUACUGAUGAUUCUUGUUAAAUGUUUGUAGUUUAUGGUUCAUGCUUUGUAUGUUUUGUGAGCAUUUAAAAAUAUGCAAAUAAAAGCUAUAAGCGAAUGAUUGGCAAUAUCAGUAUAUCAGUACUAGUAUAGAGAA